Messenger RNA from Megachile rotundata (alfalfa leafcutting bee), 628 nucleotides. RefSeq lists its product as uncharacterized. Gene Ontology annotation, biological process: mitochondrial electron transport, cytochrome c to oxygen. Gene Ontology annotation, cellular component: respiratory chain complex IV. The record is from RefSeq and is a predicted model, not a curated record. NCBI's taxonomy places the organism in Eukaryota, Metazoa, Arthropoda, Insecta, Hymenoptera, Megachilidae.
UACAGGUCUAGGAUAUUUUGUGUACAAGUAACCAGCCUGAAUUCUACCAACAUAUUAUUGUACAUGUACCUAGCUAAAAUGUACGCAUGAUCAAUCCUUCGUGCGGUAGAGUACUAACCGCUGAAAGAACGAUCGUCGAAGGCAAAGUAGGUUGCGCAAUUAGACAAAAUGUCGUUCUAUCGGUUUAAUUCUUUUACUGGUCGCUUAACACAAGUUUCACAAAAUCAAGCUCUUAAUCCAUUAGCACCUAAUAAGUUACAAACUACAGAAGUACCAAGCUUAAUUUAUGAUUCGAUUAAAACUAAGCCAGUACAGACAGCUGUUAGAAGACAUAAAUCCACAUUACAUCCUAGGAUGGAACAAUUAUAUAAAAAAUUUCAAGAAGAUAUGACAAAACCAUCAUAUCUUUUACGUGGUACAUCAGAUCUAAUAAUUUUCCGUAUUUGUGUUGCAUUGACUACAAUAAGUCUUGGGUUUAGUGCUUAUUACUUUAUUGAACUGAAGAAAAAAUUCUAAUGGAAUUAAAAGAAUACAUAAUUGUAAUAUAGAUAUUUGUAGGGUAAUAUAUAUUAUACAAGUUGUAUUAUUACUUCAUUAAUUGGAAAUCAUAAAUAAAUGAUUAAAAUUA